AUGGCCUUCUCAUUUCCAAAACUCUCCAAGAUCUCCAUAUUGGUAAUUGCCCUCUACUUAUCGUUUUUGGAUGCUGUAUCUGCUGCACCAGUUGACAAUUCUGCUGAAACUAAGAAAAACAUCAUCUUCCUCGUUGGCGAUGGAUUGGGGCCAAGUGGUGUCAAUUUAGCUCGUGCUUAUAGACAAUACGUUGAUCAACUUCCAUACAAUGACUUGUUGGAAUUGGAUAAAUAUUACAUUGGCACCCAGGGCACAUCCUCAAACAGUUCCUUAAUUACUGAUUCAGCGGCCGCUGGUACCGCAUUGGCAACGGGUCAAAAGACUUAUAAUGGUGCCAUUUCGGUCGAUGUUGAUCAACAUGCUCUCGGUGCAGUGGGCGAGGCAUUGAAAUUGCAAGGCUAUACCACUGGGUUAGUUGUAACAACUACUGUUACAGAUGCUACUCCUGCAGUUUGGUAUUCUCAUGCCAUUUCGAGAUCAUCGCAAGACCUCUUGGCCGAACAAUUGGUUGGUGAGAUCCACCCAUUGGGAUUCGUGCCAUCUUUGAUUCUUGGUGGUGGCAGAGGCUGGUUUUAUGGUGUAAAUGAAGGUGGAUUGAGAAAAGAUAACAGAAGUUUGAUCGAGGAGGUGCAAAAUAACGGAACUUGGACAUAUAUUGGAGACCGUGCUGGUUUUGAUAAUUUGGACGAGGGAAAAAAUGUUACCUUGCCAUUAUUAGGAUUGUUUGAUGACGAAUCAUACCCAUACAGGAUUGAUAGAGAUGAUGAGCAGCAUCCCAAUUUGGUUGAGCAAACUAGAGUAGCUUUGAAUGCAUUAUCAAAUGCCACUAGGGAUUCAGAACAAGGUUUUUUCUUACUCAUUGAAUCCUCAAGAAUUGACCAUGCUGGCCAUGCCAAUGACUCUCCCGCACACGUUCAUGAGACUUUAGAGUACGACGAGACAAUUGCCGAGGUGUACAAGUUUGUUCAAAAUUCUGACGUUGAUACGAUAGUCAUCGCUACUGCGGACCAUGAGACCGGGGGAUUAACAUUAAAGAAUACCAAGGGAAGUGACUUUUCAGCCAUUGUUAAUGCCACUCAUUCAACUGAGUAUUUGGCAGAUUCGAUUGUUGAUUUUGAUAACUUUACAGAUACUGAUGCAUUACAAGAGUUUAUCAGAACCACAAUUAUCCAGGAUGGUUUGGGGUUGACAAACUUUACUGAAGAUGAAGUCAAUAGAAUUGCAGACUUGGUAAGAGAUGAUGGUGAGGUUGGCGAGAACACCGAUAGAGGUACUAUCUUGAGUGUAGCACUCUCCAAUUUAACUGCGUCAAGAGCCAAGACCAAUUGGGCUUCAACUGACCAUACAUGGGUCGAUGUUGGGUUAUAUGCAUUCUCAAAUGCACCUUAUUUGCAGCAAAAAGUUUUGAACACUAAAGACGGUUUAGCAGGAUUCCAUCAAAACACCGACUUCAGUGUAUUUAUAAAGGCAAUCACUGACAUUGACUUGAAAGAUACUACAGAAAAGAUUGCAGAUAUUCCAUUAAAGUAUUAA
Lodderomyces elongisporus is the source of this 1533-nucleotide messenger RNA. RefSeq names its product Pho8p (gene PHO8). The transcript has a single exon. Gene Ontology annotation, biological process: dephosphorylation. Bases 1 to 1533 code for a protein of 510 amino acids. Gene Ontology annotation, cellular component: fungal-type vacuole membrane. Gene Ontology annotation, molecular function: alkaline phosphatase activity. Lineage: Eukaryota; Fungi; Ascomycota; Pichiomycetes; Serinales; Debaryomycetaceae. The record is from RefSeq and is a predicted model, not a curated record.